Molecule: messenger RNA, 738 nt
Organism: Schistosoma curassoni
Lineage: Eukaryota; Metazoa; Platyhelminthes; Trematoda; Strigeidida; Schistosomatidae
Source: the annotation of a GenBank genome assembly
CCCGACUUUGAUAUUGGCUUGCUGACAGUUAUUUUGAGUCCCAUAUGUUCCUCAAUCGUGGGAAUGCUGUCAUCGCUUUGCCAAUCCUUGACUUCACAUCUGCAUCAGAUCCUUCUUGCUCGUCGAUGAUGCUGUCUAGUUGUGUGGAAGUUUCGACCUCUCCCAAAGCUUCUCUACCAAGAGUGAUUGGAUUAGUGUUCCCCAUGUUGUAUUUGAGGAUCUUGCUUUUGUCCUUUUGUAUUUUGAGGUCUACUGCUGCUACGCUGACUGUCUUCACCCGCAUUUGUUCGUGUGUAUGGGAUAGAACAGCUAGGUCAUCUACCAAGUCCAAAUCUUCUUGUUGUAUGUCAGCUGUCCAUUGCAUUUCGUGUUUCCCCCUCCGAUGUAGAGAUCUUCACAAUUCGAACAGGCCGCCGUUCACAGUUUAAAUCAUUAUCAGUAUGGGGUUGUGGAGAUUAUUAAGCUUUUGAUUGAGAUCGUGAACCGAAUGAUGUUAAACCACCAUUGAAAACCUGGAUACACUAGACGGUCGUUUCGUCCUAUUGUGGGUCUAGAAGUUAAGCGUUCCUGAGAGAGACUGAAGGCCCUGGGUUCAAAUCCCACAAGCGGGAUCGUGAAUGCUGAGUAAUCGCACGAUAGGAGGAAACGAUCGUCCAAUGCUUCCAGGUUUUCAAUGGUUGUCUAUCAACAAUCGGUUCGUGAUCUCUUUCAAAAACAAUUUAGGCCAUUGAAGUGAAA